Molecule: messenger RNA, 2238 nt
Organism: Mugil cephalus (flathead mullet)
Lineage: Eukaryota; Metazoa; Chordata; Actinopteri; Mugiliformes; Mugilidae
Product: nuclear factor 7, brain-like
Exons: 1
Coding region: 418-1815 (465 amino acids)
Molecular function (GO): protein binding; zinc ion binding
Source: RefSeq, a predicted model, not a curated record
UGCGCAAACAUUUGGACCUAAACAUGCAAGGAACCUUUACAUGUCGUUGCAUGGUUUGUGUGAACAGGUCGGACCUGAUGAUCCUGUUUCUCCUUCUUACAGACGUAGGAUUAUUUUUACUCCUCAGCUUCAGUUAAACGUCUGAAGCUUGAAAUGAAAACUCUUGGUUUGUGGAAAACGUUCAGAUUCAACAGAUGUAGUUGCGACAAAGUGAGCCGGUAUGAAACAAUGAUUCUCUGGUCAUGUGAUGUGUGGAUGGUGUUUGUACCUGGAGUUUCCUCUGACUCAUAGCUCCGCCCACUCUCUGACUCACCUGACUACAAGGAAGUACAGCUGGUUGAUCCUUGAUCCUGACAGAGAAGGGAAGUUAAAACGAGACGAGAGGAGACGGAGGUUUAGGUCGAGGUGACCAGGGACAUGGCGUCCCAGUGUGAGGAGGACCUCUGCUGUCCCGCCUGCCACGACAUCUUCAAAGAUCCUGUUCUGCUGUGGUGCAGCCACAGCUUCUGCCGGGUCUGUCUGCAGAGCUGGUGGAGGAGGAAGCUGGUCCAGGAGUGUCCGGUGUGUCGAGCCGUGUCUCCGUGGAGCGAGCCGCCUCGUAACCUGGCCCUGAAGAACCUGUGCGAGGCCUUUCUGCAGGACCGAGGUCAGAGAGCGUCGUCUGGUCCGGAGCUCCUCUGCAGGCUGCACGCCGAGAAACUCAAACUGUUCUGUCUGAACCACCAGCAGCCGGUGUGCAUCGUCUGCAGAGAUUCAGAAAAACACGCUGAGCACAGAUUCAGACCCAUCGAUGAAAUGGCCCGGGACCAGAGGGAGCAGCUCCAGACCUCCGUGAGGCCUCUACAGGACAAGCUACAGCUCCUCCAGGAAGUCAGAGUCGUCUUUAAUCACACGGCUCAACAUAUCAAGGUCCAGGCCCGACACACAGAGAGGCAGAUUAAGGAGCAGUUCAAGAAGCUUCACCAGUUUCUAGCAGAGGAAGAGGAGGCCAGGAUGGCUGCACUGAGGGAGGAAGAGGAGCAGAAGAGUCAGAUGAUGAAGGAGAAGAUGGAGGCUCUGAGCAGAGAGAUAGCAGCUCUUUCAGACACAGUCAGAGCCACAGAGGAGGAGCUGAGAGCUGAAGACGUCUCAUUCCUCAACAACUACAAGGCUGCAGUGGAAAGAGUCCAGCGCUGCCCCCUGCUGGAUGAUCCACAGCUGCCCUCAGGAGCUCUGAUAGACCAGGCCAAACAUCUGGGCAACCUGGCCUUCAACAUCUGGAACAACAUGAAGGACCUGGUCUCCUACACUCCUGUCAUUCUGGAUCCUAACACGGCCAAUCCAGAGCUGAUGCUGGGGGAGGAUCUGAGCAGCGUGAGGAGAGGGAAGAGACGGCAGCUUCCAGAAAACCCCGAGAGGUUUGAGUACUGGGACUCAGUCCUGGGCUCCGGCUUUGACUCGGGGACGCACAGCUGGGACGUGGAGGUGGGGAACAACAAGGACUGGGAGCUGGGGGUGGUGGUGGAGUCCGGCUGCAGGCAGAGCUUCGUGGGCUCCACGGUCUGGAGUGUGGAGUUCAACGGUCUGGGAUACCGAGCGUUCAGCCCCAAGGACAGGUACACCAGCCUCAGCAUCAGGGACAAGCUCAGGAGGGUCAGGGUCCAGCUGGACUGGGACGGAGGGACACUCACCUUCUCCGACCCGGACACGGACACCCUGGUCCACACCUUCAGCCACACCUUCACUGAGAGGCUGUGCCCUCACCUGUGCACCAGGAGUCCCCUCCCUCUCAGGGUCUUACCUGCCCCCGUGUCUGUGGUGACAGGAAGUAAUUAGUCCCCCCACAGGUCUACACCAGCACAUCUGAAGAACAAGAGGCCUGGUUCACAGCAGGUCUGGAAGCUGGGACAAAGACGCCAACAUCCAACGACAUGGUCCUGAGUUAAUGAAGACAGAUGGACUGAGUGGGGACAUCAAACUGUCCAACUCUCUGAACUAGAGACGUCUUGAGUCUUUCUGCUCAUUCAUGGAUCAUUUCAUUUAUGCUGUUAUUAAAAUCACUUUCAUUUCAUUUCUUUAAAUAAAAACCUCUGUUUCUCUAGAAUGAUACGAUCGUUCAGUUGCAUGUAAAGCCACCAGACGUCCUGUGGACCUGUUUACAGAUGAAGAGAAAAGAAAUCAGACUGUCCUCUUCAUGCAUGAUUUAUAUUUCUGGGAGAAUGAAGUUGCUCUAAUCAAUUAAACCUCAUUAAAACCUAA